GGCAGUCCUCACUGCCAGUGCUGCCACAGGAUGGGGAUCUGCAGCCCCAGCCACUUCAUUUUCCUCCUCCUCUUCCUGUUCCCUGCAGAGACAGCCUGCCGCCCUUCAGGGAAGAGGCCCAGCGAGAUGCAAGCCUUCAGGAUCUGGGACGUUAACCAGAAGACCUUCUACCUGAGAAAUAAUCAGCUCGUUGCCGGAUACUUGCAAGGACAAAACACUAAGUUAGAAGAGAAGCUCAAUGUGGUGCCGGUUGAGCCGCAUGCCAUGCUCCUGGGGAUCCAUGGAGGGAAGCUAUGCCUGUCCUGUGUCAAGGUGGGAGACGAGAUCAGGCUGCAGUUGGAGGAAGUCGACAUCACUGACCUGAGCAGGACCCAGGAGCAGGGCAAGCGCUUCACCUUCAUUCGCACGGACAGCGGCACCACCACCAGCUUUGAGUCUGCUGCCUGCCCGGGCUGGUUUCUAUGCACGGCACUGGAGGCAGACCAGCCCGUCAGCCUCACCAAUAGGCCCGAGGAGGCCGUCAUUGUCACCAAGUUCUACUUCCAGCAAGACUAGAGGAGCUGCCACCCCGUCCCACUGCCAGCACAGGGGCUAUGGGAGCCCUGGCAUUGGGACCCUUGUCCAGCCCCUCAUCUGCCCCUGCAGUAGCCUUUCUAAGGGGCAGCUUGAACCAGCGCAGCUCAAAGCCCUUCAGUGUCAUCCAUGCCUUCCCGGGAACACCUAGGCCUCCUGGCCAGUGUGACGUCCUCUGCUCUCCUGUCCACCCUCCCCCCAUUCCCUCAAGCCACUUGCUUACCUCUCACCAAGUGGCUCCCAACCUUGUUUUGCAAACUGUGGGAAGCAGUAGUUCCAGGUCUGUGGCUCGACGGCAGGCAAGGGCUUCCUGGUGUUUGUGGGAGCGCAUCCCAAGCAAUCUGAAUGAGAGCUCUUCGCUUGGUGAUGGCAUCCUUCCUAGGGGUGGAAGACGUCCUGUGCCUGUGAGACAGUAGAGAGAGCAGGUCUCCUUUUCCUUUUUCUUCCUUGUUUUUGUGAUGGCCUAACCUGUAAAAAUGAAAGCACACACUCCGAGCUGGUCCCUAAUUCUUUCUUUCCUAAGUGUUCCCUGAGUCUAGACCCUGCUGCCCUGGUCCUGAGCACCAUCUCCACUCCAGACCUCUCAUGGCUGCCAGCAGCGCCCCCAAAGCUCCAGUCCCCAAAGCAGAGUGCAGCUGGCCCCAGUCCCUUCUGACCUCCUCAGGGUUGACUUGCUCCUGGCCAUUUCAGCACUUCUGACUCAGGCUUUUUGGAGAGAUGCGUGUGCGUCUGUCUGUCCCCCCCAGACUAGAUUAGGGACUGUGACUUGCAUGUGUCUCAGGUCGUCGCAGGGCUGAGCACGUGCUUGACUCUCAACAGGUGCUCACAGGUGGGUCGUAUAUGUCGAGUGGAGCGUCUUCUGCCCCUUGUGACUUAAGCUCUCUUUGUUUUACAAUAAAACCUUGAAAAUGCA
This is a messenger RNA of Pteropus alecto (black flying fox), 1486 nucleotides long. Its product is annotated as interleukin-1 receptor antagonist protein. The record is from RefSeq and is a predicted model, not a curated record. Gene Ontology annotation, molecular function: cytokine activity; interleukin-1 receptor antagonist activity; interleukin-1 receptor binding. Gene Ontology annotation, biological process: negative regulation of interleukin-1-mediated signaling pathway; inflammatory response to antigenic stimulus. The coding region runs from base 31 to 555 and encodes 174 amino acids. The transcript has 4 exons. Lineage: Eukaryota; Metazoa; Chordata; Mammalia; Chiroptera; Pteropodidae.